AUGCUGUACAAUCGAGCUCCGGCUACCAAGGUCAUUGAGGAAAUCGAGAAGCGCCGUGUCGAUGCCGGUAAGCUUGUUGCCGGCGUCGCUGCGGCGUCCAACAGUGACAUGUUCAAGGGACCGCAAGAUGGAAAACCAACAGCAAAACGAUGGGAUCACCACAUCAGCGAAGAAAGCAGACUGCGCCAGCCAUGCGCGCUCAAGCAAGCUGCCCAGUUUCUCAAGAAGCCAGGCCUGAUUUCGCUGGGAAGCGGUCUGCCUUCCAGCCAAGUCUUCCCCUUUGCCGAGCUCUCCAUGAAGAUCCCCGUGGUGCCCGAAUUCUCGGAGCAGGCCACCUCCGAGGCUGGCGCGCGCGCCACAAUCGGCAAGUAUGACAUGCAGGACGGCAAGGCCGAGUACGACUUGUCCAUUGCGCUCAACUACGGCCAGUCGACGGGCUCGACGCAAAUGAUGCGCUAUCUCACCGAGCACACCGAAAUCAUCUGCCAGCCGCCCUACGCCGACUGGGCCAUCUGCCAGACCAUUGGCAGCACCGGAGCCCUGGAGCAGGCGAUGCGCAUGCUUUGCGACAAGGGCCGCCGCGAUGCCGUGCUGACGGAGGAGUUUGGCUUCUCGACGGCCAUGGAAACGAUUGAGCCGCUCGGUGUCGGCAUCUUUGGCACGUCGGUUGACAGCCAAGGCAUUGUCGCAGAGGCAAUGGAUGCGCUUCUCAGCAACUGGGAUGAAGGCGCUCGAGGCUUCCGCAAGCCUCAUGUACUGUACACCGUCCCGUCCGGCUCGAACCCUACCGGUGCCACGCAGGGUCUAGAGCGUCGCCAGGCCAUAUAUGCCGUGGCUCAGAAGCACGACAUGAUUGUCAUAGAAGACGAGCCAUACUAUUUCCUGCAAAUGGACCCCUACGGUCAAGGGGAAUCCCCCCCUCCCGCUACCAUCGACGAGUUCGUCGCAUCGCUGGUGCCGUCGUACGUCAGCAUCGACGUGGACGGCCGCGUGAUGCGGCUCGACUCCUUCUCCAAGGUCCUGGCCCCCGGUUCACGACUCGGCUGGGUAGUAGCCUCGAAACAGCUCAUCGAGCGCUACCAGCGCCACGCCGAAGUCGCCUCGCAAGGGCCCAGCGGGUUUUCGCAAGUCAUUCUGCACAAGCUGCUCGACGAAACCUGGGGCCACGAGGGCUAUCUCCAGUGGCUGAUGAAUCUGCGCGCAGAGUACACGCAGAAGCGCAAUGCAUUGAUGGCUGCGUGCGAGAAGCAUCUUCCCCGGGACAUUGUCAGCUGGACCCCUCCAGCUUCUGGCAUGUUUGUUUGGCUUACAGUAGACCACACCAAGCAUCCAGAUCACGGCAACCGCAAGCUCGAGGACAUUGAGCAGGAAAUCUUUGACGCUUGCGUCGAUCGCGGUGUACUGGUGGCCCGGGGCUCAUGGUUCCGCGCCGAGCAGCAUGUACCACUGUCUGGACUCUACUUUCGCGCAACCUUUGCCACGGCUAGCCCCGAAAAUAUGGACAUAGCCACCUCACGGCUUGGCGACGCAGUUCGUAGCAGUUUCCAAUAUUCGAAAUAG
This is a messenger RNA of Beauveria bassiana ARSEF 2860, 1560 nucleotides long. RefSeq names its product aromatic amino acid aminotransferase. The coding region runs from base 1 to 1560 and encodes 519 amino acids. Gene Ontology annotation, molecular function: pyridoxal phosphate binding; L-2-aminoadipate:2-oxoglutarate transaminase activity; aromatic-amino-acid:2-oxoglutarate transaminase activity. The transcript is spliced from 4 exons. The record is from RefSeq and is a predicted model, not a curated record. Gene Ontology annotation, biological process: aromatic amino acid catabolic process; L-tyrosine biosynthetic process. Lineage: Eukaryota; Fungi; Ascomycota; Sordariomycetes; Hypocreales; Cordycipitaceae.